Messenger RNA from Rasamsonia emersonii CBS 393.64, 3447 nucleotides. RefSeq lists its product as uncharacterized. The transcript has 5 exons. Lineage: Eukaryota; Fungi; Ascomycota; Eurotiomycetes; Eurotiales; Trichocomaceae. The coding region runs from base 1 to 3447 and encodes 1148 amino acids. The record is from RefSeq and is a predicted model, not a curated record.
AUGCGUCUCCAUGAUGUGGUCCUUAUUAUCAUAUCCAUCAUCACCAGCUGUGUUGUGAUCGUCGCAGGCGAUGCUUCCCUAUAUGCAAGACAAGCUGAUCAAGGCAGCACGACGACAUCUGCGAUCUCUUCUUCUGUUCUGUCGACUACAAACCCAUCAGCAACCAGCACGAGUGCUUCAUCCGCUUCUGAGGCCACAGUUUCAGCUACUGCGAGCGCUUCUACCACGGUAACUGACAGACAUCCGGAUAUUACAACUGGAACAGUUGCCCAAGCCACAGCAUUGGAAUAUCUUUCUGGCAUGACACUGACUGUUGCAGAUGCGGCCGAUGCCGAUGCUCUCCCGAUUCAGCCGAAGAUAACGCCGGCAUUGGGUGUGGCAGGUGUUAUCCUCAUCGUGCUUGGGUUGUGCUACAGUUUGAUUGGAAUCAAGAAUCAAUGGAUUCAUGUCUUCUUAUCUGCGGCAUUCUCGACUAGUUUGGCAGUGACGGUCCUGAUCGUCUAUGUAAUGAGUCCUCCGGUUCGCAAUGCCGUGCAAGGAGCAUACUUCGUGGCCGCUUUCUUCACAGGGGUCAUAUUCGGGGCUCUCUCUCUCGUCUUCAAGGAGCUGACCGAGGGACUGGGUUGCCUGCUAGGAGGAUUCUGUCUGAGCAUGUGGAUUCUUUGCCUGAAGGCAGGAGGUGUCAUCACCAGCUCUGGAGCCAAGGGCGGCUUUAUCGGAGCGUUCUGCGCCGCCGCGUACGCUUUGUCUUUCAGUUUGUAUACGAGGCCCUAUGCAUUGAUAGGGUCGACGGCAUUCGCCGGUGGUACUGCAACGGUGCUUGGAAUCGAUUGUUUCAGCCGGGCAGGAUUGAAGGAGUUUUGGUUGUAUAUAUGGGAUCUAAACGACAAUAUCUUCCCUUUGGACACUACGACAUAUCCCGUCACUCGGGGGAUCCGUGUGGAACUUGCGAUCAUCAUCAUUAUCUGCUUGAUGGGUCUGCUUUCACAAUUCAGGCUCUGGAGAGUGGUACGAGAAAGAAGAAAGAAGCAAGCUGCCUUGCUAAAGGAGGAACAGAGGAAGAAGGAUGAAGCUGAAGCGGAAAUGGGGAGAAGAUUUGAAGAGAAUAACAUGAGGGAACUGGCUCGUUGGGAAGCAAUAUACGGCAAUCGAGAAACUCGUCAACCAAAUUCUGGUGGGGACCCAGAGGAUCCAGAAAGUCCGCGAAAAUGCUCGACCGCAACGGAAGUCGCAGAGGCUCCAGGAGAUACAGUAGAAAUGAAGAAUCUGACUCAGUCUGGGCAUGAUUCGACGCAGCCGACGACGACUGACGAGACGGCUCACGAGAAAGAACCGAAGGGAGAUGCGACUGGCCCUCCCGACACGAAAGAUCCAGAGAACCCGUCAAUAGAGGCAACAGGGAAGGAAAAGUUGGUUCAAAAAGAGGGCCCCCAUCCCAUCCAGGAAGAAAAUCCGCCAGCCCAAACGGAUGCAUUGCCAGUUACGCCGGCACCAGUUGUGACGCCUCUCCCAUUCAAGGUUCCAGAUCUCUCAGACACUCCAAAGGAGGAAGACCGCCAUUCUGUGCAGGCGACUUGUGAUGAUGUCCUGUCUAUUGCGACACGGUUGUCCAAACGACUGUCGGGCAACACACUGUUGAGGCGACUGUCCAACAGGACCAGCAACUUGAUCUCGUCGUCGUCUGAAGAGAUGCUCGUGCCCAUCCGACUGGCCAGUCCAGCCACUUCCGUCCAAGGAAUUGUGGACGGCGAUGAAGAGUCUGAGUUUGACCUACAAACUACGGCCUGGGAACUCGAUGCGCUCGAGGGACAACAGCUACCGUCGGCAAGCUGCGUGGAAUCGAGGCAAGAAGGUCAUGAACAAGCUGAUUCUGCGCAAGAAGCUUCGGAUGUAACUCCGAAGGUUCCUGUGCAGAAUGACACAGUCCAAGAAGCUCCUUUAGGAAACGAUCAACCAUCAGAGAACCAUCAAGAAGUGGCCCAAGAGGAACAAAUCCUUCCACGAAAGACUUAUCAGCCAGAACCGUCGCACGAAGUGACAGAAGAACAGCAAGUCUCUGCACGAGAUGGUUCAACAUGUGGUCUCCAUGUGGAUUCCAUGAAACGAGGAGGCUUGGAGACCGUUCCCGAGAAGCGCCAGCGGCCAAUAAAUGCGGCUGCUCGUGUCUUGCCAGCUGGCCAGGUGUUUCCCUUGUCCCCCGUGACGAGCGUACCAUCCAAGUCCUUUGCGGACUCAGAUAAUGGGGGUUCAACUGUCAAAAAAUCACCCUCGUUAGGGUCCCGAUCCCAGACAAACACGGGAAGAAAGACAUCUCUCACCGCUGGGGCGGUAGAGAAACUACCUAGUCAUGUCUCCCCGGUCGUCACGUCCUACCGCACGAACGAAUGGGCAAAACAUCUGGCGGAGGCAGAGACUCCCGAAGUUGAACCAAUCCAACUGACGCAAGAUGACUCUGCUCAUAUGGGAGCCCAGGACACGGAAGUAGCGGCGCCUGUGAGAGUGGAGGAGUUGCAGCAAACCGCAAUGAAUGCACCACCACCACCUCCUCCUCCUGCUAGUGAAAGAUGUGUCUCUCUCCCGGAAGAGCCUGUGAGCCAUCCUGUCUAUCGAUCCUUGUCCAGCGCGUCCAGGUACGCUUCCCGUGACUCGUCGCGGAUAUAUUCACCCGGUGUGUAUGCCGAUGGUACGGCCACACAAGCAACUUCUCGCCUGGCUCGAGAGCCCGCAGCGCCCGGUUUAGCGCGCUCUUCACAGGCAUAUCCCGCUGCACAGCGAGGGUUACACGGUUCUCCAAGUGGUUUCUUCAACAACUCUCUCGCUUCAGCGCCGAUUCGUGAGAGCGAAGUAGCGAAUUUCCCAGAGACCCCAGCGGAUGAGCCGCCGUCUCUGAUGGCGCAGCGUGAGAGCAUGGUUCAAAGUCGCAUGUCGUCCGUGUCGUUGAGUCGGGAUUCCUGGCUUCCUCGGUCCUAUUCUCGGCUAUCCUUGGACGAUGGACGCCGGGAAAGCCAGCUGGGUGUGGUCCCUGAUGAUGACGACAUUCCCCUUGCUCAGCGCCGUGCGUGGCUGCAGCAGGGCGGCGCAGCCUCCCAUGGACGCAUGACGCCCGAUCCCAAGAUGGCGAUGCGCGAUCCGUAUCAAGCGAAUCGACCAUGGAGGGAGCCGAACCGGACCAAGUCCCAGAUGACGAUGGCCGCAUGGCGGCAGGCGCUUCGGGAGGAUCUGACGCAGUCCCGGACGCCGCUGGCGGACGUGACGAUGGCGCGAACCAGCAUGAUGGAGCAGCAGCGCAAGGCGCAGCUGGAGAAGCAGCAGCGGAAGAUGGCGUCGGAGUACAUCGACAAUUCGAUCGCGGAGAAGAUGCAGCGGGGCGAGAUGCGCGAUCUCCACCGGGAAGCGCUGCGCCGGAUGCAGGCGGCAGCGAAUCGCAAAGUCAUGGGAGGCGAGUGA